AUGUCUGCCCAAUCGAAACAGAACAGUCUCAACUUACUGGCUAUCAAUAUCGUUCCGGGACCUUUUAUGCUGCUGGCAGCCGUGUGCAUAGUUCUGCGUUUCGUUCAUCAUCACCGGAAGGGAAAGAUUCGGUGGUACGAUUGGGCCAUCUUGGCAGCAUUCGUUACGGGCGCUGGGGCAUAUAUUUCUGGCCUUGUGGGCCUCGCGGGCGAAGUUCUCUAUACGGUCAGCGUUGCCUUCUCCAAGAUCUCGGGCUUGCUAUUUUAUAAACGCUUGUUUAAUGUCGAUACGCAAUUCUUGCUGUUUACACGCGUCAUAACAAUCCUCGUCGUAGAAGCUUGCUUCACCUACACUUUCGGUCUCAUCUUCAUUAAUACCCCGGCAAAAUCACGGUGGAAUACGCCAAUAAACGCUAUGGCCUUCUAUGUAGCUAUGGGUACUAUCAAUAUACUCAUAGACGCAGUUAUCAUAGGCUUGGUCCAGCGUAUAGUAUGGAAGUUACAGAUGCCUUAUCGGCGUAAACUUUGGAUAUCUUUUCUAUUUCUCCUACCUAUAUUAUCUGUUGCCUUUGGUAUUUUACGCGUUGUCUAUACCGGCACCAUGAACCCGGAAAAUAUUACAUAUACCUUGACGCUUGCUUGGCUAUGGGCGACUCUGGAGCUUUUCUUAUAUAUCAUCUGCGCUUGUUUGCCCAUCGUCUAUAACAUCUACCGCUCAAUAUCCCCCAGCCGUUCCAAGAAUGACUCAUGGAAGACCAAGGAAAUACUUUACCCCCAGGUGAUGCCCGGCAAUAACCCUCUUAAAGAAAAGAGAAGCAAAUAUCACGAAUUAGACGAGGAAUCGUGUGAUUUCGACGAUAUAAAGAAAAUACACAGCACGGAACCUUUGGUUUUUCCGGAACGAGUUUUAUAUCCUAAGAACUAUAGCCGUCUCGGCAUCCAAGAAAAGGACUACGCAGCGGACCAGAGGUAUAUUGGUAUAGGUACUGUAUAA
Molecule: messenger RNA, 993 nt
Organism: Daldinia decipiens
Lineage: Eukaryota; Fungi; Ascomycota; Sordariomycetes; Xylariales; Hypoxylaceae
Exons: 4
Coding region: 1-993 (330 amino acids)
Source: RefSeq, a predicted model, not a curated record